AUGACUGCAGCUGGAUGUCAGAGAGCUCACACGGACUGUAUUUCAGCUUGGGGAGUCACCUGUGGGAUGCAAAGGACGCAGCUGCUGCGGGGAGCAUCUGCACCUCCAGCAUCCAGCAUGUCUAAGCCCAGAGAUUACAGCAGCCAGACCUACUCCCCCGGGAGCUCAGGACCGGCCAAGAGUCAGUCCACCAAGAUCAACCCCUCCGGGAAAUCCAGGGAGAAGGACGACAUGGUGGGACUCAACGACAAGUUCGUCAAGCUGAUUGACAAGGUGAAAAACCUGGAGGACGAGAACAAAAAGCUGGACACGAAGCUGAAGAUCCUCAAGGAGCAGGAGGAGUAUGAGGGGAAGGUGGACGACAUCGUAAAGCAGCUGGAGAACGAGCUGGAGCAGCAGAUCGAGACCUUGCUCCAAGACCAGGAGAAGCUGCAGGCCGGGCUGAUCAGGGACCAGGAGGAGGUGGAGGACACCAAGAAGAGGUUUGAGGACGAGUUGCAGAAGAAAGCUGAUGUGGAGAAUGAUUUCAUCAUCACCAAAAAGGAUGUAGAUGAAGGUCACUUGGAGGAAGUAACUCUGGCCCUGGAGCUGGAGGACCUGAUGGGAAAGCUGGAUUUCCUCAGGGUUGGCUAUGAUGAGGAGAUCAAGGAGCUGGAGUCCCUUGUCCAGAACAAGACGGUGAUCUUGCCCGACGACAGCAAGCGGUCUCUGGACAUGAACGAGAUCGUAGAGAACGUCAAGAAUCAGUACGCCAUGGUGGCCAACCGCAGCAGAGAGGAGGCCGAGCAAUGGAACCAGAGGAAGAUGGACGCCAUGGUCCAAACUGCAGGACAACGUGAGCAGGAAGUGCGUGAUUUAAAGAGGGAGAUCUCAGACAUGGUGCGCCACAUCCAGAGGCUCAACAGUGACCUGGAGGCUCUCAUGAGGAAGGAAGAGUCUCUGAGGAAGGACAUCGACGGCGUGCAUGAGGAGGGAAACAACAACUUGCAGAAGGCUCGGUAUGACAUUGCCCAGCUGGAGGAGGCCCUGAGGCGGGCCAAGCAGGACCUGGCCGGGCAGAUCCGUGAGCACCAGGAGCUGAUGAACCUGAAGCUGGCGUUGGACAUCGAGAUCGCCACGUACCGCAAGCUGCUGGAGGGCGAGGAAGAGAGAAUGCAUGGCCUGGUGUACCACACAGGUAUCUAAAAAACAAACCAACCAAUCCAACUCCUUACUUGCACGCAGACACUCACCUACCCAAGAAGCCGCGGGCCCCUGAACCCACCGCCAUCCCGCCUGCGGACCCCGCCUCCAGGAAACGCCUGCUGAUCCGGGUGGUGGUGGAGUCAGGCAGGGUUGUGUCGGAAAGCUCCCAUUACACCGACGAUUGAGCGGGGCUGUCCGUCACACCUCUGCCUGCAGAAAUUACCGGAUAUCCGCAAAAUGUGAAUUCUUACAUGGUAGAAUAAAUGAAACUCCUUCAACCGCAGCUUCUUGGGAGGUUUUUCUGCAGAAUUUGUGCUUGAACUUGGAGAAGUUUAUGUCAGUGCAGUGUUUUUCAGCUUUUCUUAUCAUGUGGUGCUCUUUUGGUAGAAUCAUUGUAUUUUCUCUACAUUUGUGAGCUAAUAAGAAUAAAAUAUUGUCUUUGUGCAACAGAAAA
Paralichthys olivaceus (Japanese flounder) is the source of this 1639-nucleotide messenger RNA. Its product is annotated as keratin, type II cytoskeletal 8-like. Gene Ontology annotation, cellular component: keratin filament. Lineage: Eukaryota; Metazoa; Chordata; Actinopteri; Pleuronectiformes; Paralichthyidae. Gene Ontology annotation, molecular function: structural constituent of skin epidermis. Gene Ontology annotation, biological process: keratinization; intermediate filament organization. The record is from RefSeq and is a predicted model, not a curated record.